This is a messenger RNA of Alosa alosa (allis shad), 2302 nucleotides long. RefSeq lists its product as uncharacterized. The transcript is spliced from 4 exons. NCBI's taxonomy places the organism in Eukaryota, Metazoa, Chordata, Actinopteri, Clupeiformes, Clupeidae. Bases 516 to 1655 code for a protein of 379 amino acids. The record is from RefSeq and is a predicted model, not a curated record.
UACACCUCUUAACCCCAAGUUGUAAUAGGAUCAAGGUCUACUUGUCGAAACAGAGUAGCGCGUGGUGCCGAAGUCCAUUGUUCGGAGAAGCAUUCAUCACCGGAAAUGCCGCCCCUUUGGGUACGUCAGUUGAACAACACACGAGAUCCUCGAAUAAAAAGUGACAGAAACGUUGAUUGGCGACUAUUUUGUCCAAUCCGUAAACGGGAUAAUGCAGCUAUGGCGACUGUGCACUGGUUGCUGAUUUGCAACCCGCCGAAAUAGCAGUGAAGAAGAAGGAGACCAUCGCCCGUUUCGCCAUGGACUGUUCUAGGAUCAGUGUAGUAGAAAAACAACAUUAACCGUAGAGCGGUGCAUCAUAGCCGAGGGGAAAAGAACCACAUAAUAUCUGAUAGGAAUGUAAUGGGACCCUUGAGUGAAACACUAUCUAAAAAUCAGCACACCAAAUGUCAACUCUCCCAUAGUGGGGUGCUAGUUCAGUCAGUUCAAGAAAACCGCCGACCACAGUUUAAGUAAUGGAGCACAAUCCCGGCAUCCAUAUGUCCUCCAUCCCCACCACAAACAGCAUAGUCCAGGUGUCAGUGGCUGACGGCAUGCCCGUUGGCAUAUACCAGCCUCAGAACCAAGGCCAGAGUGCAGGGCACAGCGCGUUGGCACCAGCGGUGGUCAUGCAAGCCUUGGCACAGGUGGCACAGGACGGGCACCCACAGGUGGUAGUGGCCCCUCCCAUGGAGGGUGUGGUGGAUGUUCAGAACGAGCCCGGCAGAGUGGCCAUCCCGGUGCACGAGCUGCCCUUUGCGGAGGUGGCCUCGCUGUUGGACCCCAACAUGAAGAGCUCCAAGGCACGCAAGUACCAGAUCUACUACGACGAGGUGAAGCGACGGCUGGAGCCGCCCGAGAAGAUGUCGCUGCGCUCCUUGGCGGCCUACACCCGGGUCAGCCGAGGGCCGGCCAGCAAGCGGACGCUGCUGGAAUCGCUUAACGUGCUGGGGCUGUCGCCGAGCACCAACACAGCCGUGUCUAGCUCCUUCUCCAAACUCACUGAAGGAGACACCGCAGCACUGUGUAAAGACAUGAAAGAUUUUGCGUUCCAGUACGUGGACUAUGAGAACAUGGCCAAACAACUGAUGCCGGAAUCCAACCAUGUACAGCACUGGUCAAAGAUCAUCGAGACAAGGAAUUACCUGGAGGAGAUGAGGAAGUGUUUCCACGAUCCGGCCAACAGCAAGUCCUUCGCCAACGCUACGCACGGCCUGGGCACGGGAAUGCUGGACGUAGCUCUGGACAUGGUGGACAGCGUCAUUGAGCGGCAGAUCCGCAUCCUUUCAGGCAACGCGGAGCCCAAGUCCGAGACGACAGUUCAGAAGGCACGCAAGCGUAUGAGGAAGCCACGCGUGCCCAAGGACAACAGCAAACACCCCCGCGAGGGCAAAUCUCGAGGUAGGGGCGGCAAAAGCAAGGCCGGCCCCAGUGCCAACGCGGCCACAGCCAUGGCCGACGCCGACGCCCAGAACAGGAAACAGAUCCAAUUGGACCCUGCCACUGCCACGGAGAGCCAGGAGCCCGCCUCCAUGGAGAGUAGCGUCCUCACUCUGGUCUCCGUGGGUUACGAAACCAUCUCCAGCGGCCUAGGUGCCACAACAAGCCUCGCGUAGCGUAGCCACCAAGAUGCCAACUCACAAGGACACUAAGCCUAGUGCCCAAACCCAGACCUUAGGUGUUGCUGUUGUUGUGGGUAGAUUUAAGGUUAGUUUGACAUUGCUGUAGGCAGGAAUAAAAAUUAGCACCAGCCAAAUGCCGACAUAUCAAACUGGCUAUAAAGAUUUUGAUAAAGAUUGAGUGGCUGGUGAAUUGUAUCAUUUAUUUGUCAGUGGCUGGUAGAUGUUCACGUUUUAAAUGAUCAAUUACACAAUCAGAAAGAACUACUUCCUCACAACAAAAUGUUUGUUGUGUGAAGCACUGUGAUGGUUUGGAAUGCACUGCUUACAACUUGUCUGAAGCACUGUUUUAUUUUCUGUUUUGUUUUGGAUUUGGAAAAAAACCCUCUGAAUUAAUUUUAGAACUCUUGGUGUCCAUCAUGGGAUUUUCAUUUUGUGUUCUAGGAUUCAAACAUGAUUUUAUGUUGAAAAUGAGUUGUGUUGACCUAUAUCAAGGGGGGUGUGACUGACUGACUGUAAUGUACAUAUGUGUUAAAAGACAACAGGACAACUUGAAGACUUGUAUUAAAUGCUUUAAUGUUUUUUAUAUAUAUAUGUUUUAUUCUUUGUGCUUAUUCUAAACACUAAAGUGAAGUGGUUUAGAC